AUGAAUUCUCUUUCUUUCUUACAACUCGAGGCCGUGAGGCAGGCGUCCAGCAAGGUGGCUGAUCUGGACGCCCUCUGCACAGCCCUCAGUACAGUAGUAUUUUUCUCUCGCUUAGAUGAGCCGACAGUUCAGAGCCUCGCUAAGUGCGUGCAGUACGAGCGCUUUAAACCUAGGCAAACGGUUUUCAGCUACGGCGACUAUGGUGACAAAUACUAUUUACUGCUGACGGGCAGAGUAGGGGUAGAGGUUCCCGUGCCUCAGCCAAACGGAGCAAUGCACAACCUGCAAGUUGCCAUCUUAGAAGCAGGGGCAGGGUUCGGGGAAAUGGCGCUAUUGGAAGAUAUGCCAAGAUCAGCUACAAUUCAGGCCCUAGAACCAACAGAAACACUUUCGCUUGACAGAGAACACUACCAGGCCCUUGCUAUGGAAAAACAUAGAGAAGUCUUCCACCGCAACGUCAGCUUUUUGCAGUGCCUCCCUUUCCUCGUUGGCUGCCCCACAGGGGACAUCAAGGCAUUGGCUGAGCAACUAGUUGAGAAAACCUACUCGGGGCCUGAGGUAAUUGUCCGUCAAGGCCAAGAGGCCACCCAAGUUGUCUUGGUGAAGAGAGGGUCCGUGCUGGUGCUGAGAACCGUAAACACAGGAGCCAAAGGGAAAUUCUUUGAUCUAAGAAAGCCUGCAGGAGGCUCUCCCUCCAGCAUCAACGAUCUGGGAAGGUCUGUAGGACUUAAACACAAGGAAACUGGAAAUGGCCAGCAGCUUAGAUCCCAAGCCGGGAAGCAAAAAGCAACCAAUAGUUCAACAAGUGCGCUACAGUGUUCCUACAUGCCGACAGGCCUUAUUACCGGACUCCGUAAGUUCUAUUGUUUGAUUAAGAAAGGCUUAACCAGGGCUCAGAGUUUGGCAUUGUUUUCAGAGACAAGUAUACAAGAGACGGACUGCCAGAAAAAACUGGUCCUCCAGGUUGCGACUCUGGGAAAGCAAGCUACGUACGGAGCCCGCGAAAUUCUAGAGGGAGAAAAGGCAACGGCAGUUCAGCAGCGUGGAAGCACUUACAGCGCAACCCUUGUGGCAUUCCCCGCCGCGCAGGUGAGGAUAAGUGGAUCCGCUCAAAAUCUGUGGUGUUUAGUAAUAAACGAUCACCACACUUGCGUCAAAUCCACCCAAUUACUUUUUGUUUGCUAUUGUAAAACAUCAAACAUAUGUCAUUUUUGUGUGCCUAGAAAGGAAUUAUAA
Molecule: messenger RNA, 1236 nt
Organism: Cyclospora cayetanensis
Lineage: Eukaryota; Apicomplexa; Conoidasida; Eucoccidiorida; Eimeriidae
Product: cAMP-dependent protein kinase regulatory subunit
Exons: 7
Coding region: 1-1236 (411 amino acids)
Source: RefSeq, a predicted model, not a curated record